Molecule: messenger RNA, 1771 nt
Organism: Mauremys reevesii (Reeves's turtle)
Lineage: Eukaryota; Metazoa; Chordata; Testudines; Geoemydidae
Product: COMM domain-containing protein 4-like
Exons: 6
Coding region: 282-761 (159 amino acids)
Source: RefSeq, a predicted model, not a curated record
UCAGCCCCGCUGAGCAGGGAUCCAGCGAUCGCAGAGACUAAGUCUCCCCUCCCCCUGGCUGAGUGGCGUGGGCCAUGUUGAGCUGGCCGGCCUCAGGGCAGGCAGUGCGGUGGAGUGUGUGUGUGUGGGUGGGGGGUUCAGAGUGGGAGUCAGGACACCUGGGUUCUAGUCCCAGCUCUGCCACUGAUCUUGGGCAGGAUGCCUAAAGCCUGUGUCCCUACCUGUAAAAUAAGGCCAGUGACACUCCCCGAUCAAGGAGAUCUGCUGGUGGAAAGGACCGUAUGGCUGCUAAGUACUUACUAUAUGAAAAGAUCCUGAAGCUAACGUCGGAUGCCAAGUUUGAGUCCGGGGACGUGAAGGCCACUAUUGCCGUGCUCAGCUUCAUCCUCUCCAGUGCAGCCAAACACAGCGUAGGCAGCGACUCUCUGUCCAGCGAGCUGCAACAGCUGGGGCUGCCCAAAGAACAUGCCACAGGAUUGUGCCGGUCCUACGAGGAGAAACAGAGCCCCCUGCAGGACAGCCUGAGGACACGCAGCCUGAGACUGAACCAUCUGGACUCUGUGUCCUGGAGGGUGGAUCAGACGCUCAGCUCCAGUGAGCUCCAGCAGGUCAAUGAGCCCCUUGUGCACCUGAAGUUCACUGUGCGAGACGGGGACCGAGGUGUGACGGAGCCCUUUGCCAUGACCGUGUCGGCAGAGAAGUUCCGGGUCUUACUGGCAGAGCUGAGACAGGCCCACACCAUGAUGAAAACUCUCAGCUGAGCAGCUGGGAGGACGGCAGCGAGCGUGGAAGGAGCCGGCUGAUUGUGCUGCGGCCCGUUGGAGAGUCUGGUGGGUGCGGUUCCUCCGCUGGGGAAGCCCCUUGCUGCACACAGCCGCAGACACCGCCUGGGCAGAGGUUGGACUGGGCUCUCUCCUCCCUUCUCAGACCCCUGCAGCUGAAACUGACGACUGCUCUUCCCACUCUUUCUGGCUACUGUCCUCCCCUUCCCCCCUCCAGCUCUCUUGCUGUGAAGCCUCCUGCCCGCCCCUCCUCCAUCCUGCCCACAAGCCCUUGUGCUUCCAGGAGCCCCACCCCAGGAUCCGUCCCCAGAGCAAUGGUGGAUGGGAGCUUGGUGGCUUCUGCAUCUGCUAAUGAGAUCUCCACCUCGAGACCAGCUUCAGCUCGGAGUUCUCAUAACAAAGGCGUCCAAACCCAUGAGCCGUGCCACCGUGUAACACACACGCUUCCGGAAAACACCCAGGCCUGCCGGCUGGGGGCUGCUUUAUCAGUGAGAGACCCUGACGUCCCUGCCCAGCCCUUUGGUGGUGGCUCUGUUCCUGAACAGCUGCAGGGAGCUGAUCUGUCCUUCUGCUUCUGCCUGAAUUGUCUCCUGUGCCUACUCCAGGGCAGGCACUUGGGCUCUCAUGUCUCCUCUGGAGACUAGCGCGCUGCAGCCCACCAAAUGCUGCGGCUAGGCCAGCUCCACAUCACCCGCUGACUGAACUCCUGCAGCAAUCCAGGAUGCCUGUGGCUGGGGCGACUCUGCCAGUCGUACAUAAGAGGUCGGAAAGUUUCAUCAGCUGAAACGCGAUGGAGCAUUCGCUAGUCCCUUCUUGCUCCCCUGCCUCCCUCCCCUAAAAAGCACUUUGCCUCUGUUCUUUCCACUUCCUUUAAAGGAGCCCCCUCCCUGGGGGAUAAAUGCAGCUUUUCUGUCUUUCCUUCCCCCCAUGCUCCUACCACCUUUUCCAGGGCAGCUCAGUUCAUGGAAUAAAGGAUCAGCAGGAACGUG